AUGGAUACAUACGUAUCGGAACAAGAAACUACUUACGACUUAAUACGGAAGAUAGGAAUAAACUUCAAAAAGCAAGGAAAAACACGCAUUACGAAAGGCUACGUACAAGCAAGAAUCGACACACUUAACGAGUAUUGGCAGAAAUUCCAGACAAACCAUUUCCAAAUUGUUAAAUAUGCAACGAGCGCUCAAAGAAAAGAACAUGUUUAUUUCGUCAACGACAUUUAUUCUGUUGGAGAAGAAGAGUAUUUUAUGAUAAAAGGAGAAUUGUCAGAUACUAUUGAUCUGUUCAACAAAUCUACCGCUGUGAGAGAGAACCCGCAACCGCAUCCGCAGAAUAACACGUCAGAUGUAAACAAGCAAUCUACGCAAGAUGUAAAACUUCCCAAAGUAAUACUGCCCCAAUUCUCGGGAAAUUAUGAAGAAUGGACAUCUUUUCGAGACCUAUAUACGUCACUCGUUCACAACAAACCAUCUUUGAGCAAGGUACAAAAACUUCAUUAUUUGAAAUCAAGUGUCACUGGUGAAGCUGAACAAUUAUUGAAACAUCUACAAAUAACCGAGAAAAACUACGAUGUCGCAUGGGAAACUUUAGACAAGAGGUACAACAACAAACGCAUGAUAGUGAAUACAAUCUUGAAUAGAUUUAUGAAUCAGAAGAGAGUAUACAACGGCACUUCCAAAUCUAUUAGAGAACUUCUCGAUACUACUCAAGAAUGUCUGAACAGUCUUAAAAACAACGACGUGAAGAUAAACGAGUGGGAUACAAUUGUUAUUCACAUUAUUCUCAACAAAUUGGAUGAAGAGACACGCAAACAGUGGGAAGAGGAGAUAAGCACGCUACCUGUACAAGAGUUGCCGAAACUUGAGAAGUUAACAACCUUCUUAGACACACGUUUCAGAGUGUUAGAAAUGAUUCCGUCGACAACUUAUUCGAAGGACAGAGAGAGAGCUAUCGUGAGACAAAGAUCCUUUCUAACAAGCCCCGCUACAACUACAGUACAAUGUUCCUACUGCAAGCAAGACCAUUUGAACUAUCUAUGCAAAGAAUUUGCAAAUUUAGAUGUCAACAAUAGAGUUCAACACGUCCAAAAGGAGAGACUAUGCUUCAAAUGCUUGUCAUCAAAACAUAAUGUGAAAAACUGUAAAUCCAAAGUAUCCUGUCAUCAUUGCCAAAGAAGACAUCAUUCUUUACUUCAUUUUGAGAAUCAAACCGCUGAAGAGAGAGAGAACAAUCAACAAUCCACGUCGAAAGCACCCGCAUCCAAUUCAAACUAUACCAUGAGAGAAGAGUCUACCACUAAAACUUCAGAAACACCAAAACUGAGAAAUUAUCUUAUCACUCAGAGUCAUACUGCACUAAUGGCUACCGCACUAGUAAAUAUCAAGACCGGCCAUGGUAUGCAAGUACUACGAGCACUCAUUGAUCCCUGUUCUCAAGAGUCAUUCAUAAGUGAAGCAACUGUUAGAAAACUACAACUUCGAAGAAAAACAGUUGAUGGAUUAAUUACCGGAGUGGGUAACAUGUCAACUACAAUCAAAUCCGCUACAAACAUAGAGAUUUACUCAAGAUUCGACAACAACUUCAAAGCUGACUGCACAGCCUACAUUGUUGAAGAUGUCACUGACAUAAUGCCAGAAGUCCCGAUCAAUCCACAGAAAUGGAGUCAUCUGCAACACCUGUCACUGGCAGAUCCAACUUAUCAUACACCAAGCAACAUUGAUUUACUACUUGGAGUUCAUAUCUACUCAGACAUCUUAAUGAAUGGAGUGAUUAAAGGAGAACCAGGUACUCCCAUAGCACAACAAACACGCUUGGGAUAUAUACUGUCAGGAGGUCAUUUGACAAACAACCGCACAAGAGAAUUCAAAACCAUGCAUCUGAACAUAACUUUAGAGGAGAUGGUAGAAAAAUUUUGGGAGACAGAGAGAUUAGAGUCAGAGGAAAACGACACUCUCACCCCACAAGAACUUAGAGCUGAGAAAAUAUAUCAAGAAACUGUAACUAGAGAUGUUGAUGGAAGAUACAUUGUGGCACUUCCCUUUAAAAGCGACAAACCUAUUUUACCUGAGAAUUCGAGAGAAAUUGCACUGAGAAGAUUCAUGAGCACUAAGAGAAGAUUAGAAGCAAACAAAAAAUUGAGAGAAGCCUACAACGAGGUCAUGAGAGAGUACAUAACACUUCAACAUAUGGAAUUGAUCGAACGAGAUGAGUCUGUUAAAGAAACUGACAAACAAGUAUAUUUGUCACAUCACCCUGUGAUCCGUGAAGAUAGAGAAACUACCAAGUAUCGCAUAGUCUAUGACGCUUCAUGCAAAGGAAGCAACGGAGUGAGCCUCAACUCAGAACUGCUAGUUGGUCCGUCACUUCUGGGAGAUCUUCGAGACAUUCUUAUGAGAUGGAGAACACACAAAGUCUGUUUUGUGGCUGAUGUCAUCAAAAUGUAUCGCCAGAUCCUUGUAAGAAGAGAAGACACAGACUUUCAGAGAAUACUUUGGAGAUUCAGCCCUGAUGAAGACAUAAGAGAAUACAGAAUGCUAACAGUCACAUUUGGAACAGCAUGUGCGCCAUUUUUAGCUAUCAAAACCUUGAGACAAAUAGCAAUUGAUGAGGCAAACACAGAAGAAUAUGCCCAAGCUCGAGAGAUUAUCAACCACUCUUUCUACAUGGACGAUGUACUGUCAGGGGGAGAUACAGAAGAAACUGCAAUAGAAGCAAAACGUCAAUUAACAGAAGUACUAAGAAGAGGAGGUUUUGAACUACAAAAAUGGUCUUCAAAUAGCAAAAAAUUCAUCAAUACAGUCGAAACAGAGAAGAGAGCAAAGAAAUGUGAGAUAGACAUCAACAAAAAAGAGACAAUCAAAACCUUAGGAAUAACAUGGAACUCAAACGAAGAUACUCUCUUAGUAACUAACAAAAUUAACACUUUAUCUGAACAACGAGUAACUAAGAGAAACGUCUUAACUGUCAUAGCUUCCUUGUUUGAUCCAAUGGGUUGGCUAGCACCAUCUGUAGUCAUGGGAAAGAUAUUUCUACAGAAGAUUUGGUCAAGAGGAUUAUCAUGGGAUACAGAACUACCAGAAGACUUAAAGACAGAGUGGAAAACCUUUUGCAAUGGUAUAGAGCACCUGUCACAAAUUAAACUUGAGAGAUGGAUUGGAACAACCAACCACAGUGAGUUAAUAGAACUACAUGGCUUCGCUGAUGCAUCAAUGUCAGCCUAUGCAGCAGUAGUCUACAGCAGAGUAAUACAACCAGAUGGAGAAGUCAAAGUGUCACUUAUCAUGGCAAAGACAAAAAUCUCACCGAUGAAAAAACAACUUACUUUGCCCCGUCUAGAAUUGAGUGCAGCGCUACUACUGAGUCAACUGCUGAAACAUGUUGCUACAGCUAUGAAGAUCCAGAACAAAAAUACAUACGCAUAUUCAGAUUCAAAAGUAACUUUAGCUUGGAUUCUCGGAGACCCGCUGAAAUGGACAACAUUUGUGAAGAACCGAGUCAUUGAAAUCAACAAUAACAUAAAUACUACAUGGUCAUACGUGAAUACUAAAGAAAAUCCUGCAGAUCCAGCGUCGAGAGGAGUCACACCUGAGAAAUUGAAAGAACAUACCUUAUGGUUUCAAGGUCCAACAUUCUUACAACAAAGAGAAUGGAAAAGAGAAUCUUGUGAAGUAGAAGAUACAGAUCAAGAAACGAGAAAGUCUAUCAAAUGUGCUACUACUACAGUGUUAGAGAAGAAAGAAGAAUUCAUACUCACAAUUUCAAAGAGAUAUUCAUCAUUGAGAAGACUCAUUUCAGUCAUAGCUUACUGUCAAAGAUGGCUGAUGUUCAAAAACAAAGAUGUAAAAGAAAACUUACCUCAGUAUGUAACUCAUGAUGAGCGAGAAAAAGCACUUACUACAUGUAUCAAGCUUUCACAGCAACUUGAAUUUCCAGAAGAAAUCGAAGCUUUGAGAAAUCGUCAACCACUUAAGAAAAGAAGUCGAAUACUGUCACUUACACCCUUUCUUGAUGAAAAAGAAGUACUCAGAGUUGGAGGAAGAUUGAAACAUGCAGAUUUAGAGUUCCUGAGCAAACAUCCUGUCAUUCUGUCUAAGAACAAUGUACUGCUACCACUUUUACUCGAUGACGCACACAAGAAGACAUUGCAUGGAGGCCCGCAACUUAUGACAAUAUACUUGAGAGGAAGAUACUGGCUGAUUGACGCAGGAAAUACUAUCAAGAAGUAUGUUAGAAACUGCUUUCCUUGCGCUAAACAAAAAGCGAAAACUGUAACUCAACUGAUGGGCGAUUUACCUGAAAUAAGAGUUAAGCCAUCAAGAGCAUUUCUUACUACAGGUGUAGAUUUCGCAGGUCCAGUCAACGUGCGCAUGAGCCCUGGACGAGGAACGAAAACGUUCAAAGCAUACAUAUGUAUUUUCAUCUGCAUGGUAACUAAAGCUAUACACAUAGAAUGUGUGAGUAACAUGACAAUGGAAGCGUUCAUGGCUGCAUUUCGAAGAUUUACAUCACGAAGAGGAUUCGUCAAAGAGAUGUGGAGCGACCACGGUACUAAUUUCAUUGCAUCGAGCAAAGAAAUACUAGAGACUUGGAGACUUGGCAAAUCAACGAUCCCAGUUGAACUAGCAGCCUUACUAGACACUGAAGGUACCAAGUGGAAGUUCAUCCCUCCUGGAUCACCAAAUCACGGGGGAUUAUGGGAAGCGGGGGUGAAGAGUUCGAAAUUCCAUCUAAAGAGAACCCUCGGAGAUACUACACCUACCUUCGAAGAAUUAUCAACGCUUCUGAACCAGAUCGAAGCUUGUCUUAACUCGAGACCCUUAUCACCGCUGAGCGAUCAUCCUGAUGACCUAGAGCCGUUGACACCAGCACACUUUCUUGUCGGAGAACCAUUAGUCACAAUACCAGAGAGAGAUUUGACUCAACAUAAAGCAAACUCCCUAUCGAGAUGGCAAAAUAUGCAAAGAAUGUUACAGAUAUUUUGGCGAAAAUGGCAAACAGAAUUUCUUACAAGAUUACAAGAGAGACCUAAGUGGAAAAUUAGACAACAAGAGUUCAACGUCGGAGAUUUAGUGUUAAUCAAAGACUAUAGAUUACCUCCUAGUAAAUGGCUACUAGGUAGAGUGUUACUGAAACAUCCUGGAAAAGAUAAUGUUACGCGAGUCUACGACGUCCGCACAGCAACUGGAGUGUUAACUAGAUCGAUUUCGAAGCUGUGCCCACUACCAGAUGUUGAAAGAAAGGAUUCUGCUGUUCUUCAGGCGGGAGAAUGUCGUGGCCAGCAAGAAGAUUGA
Messenger RNA from Leguminivora glycinivorella, 5295 nucleotides. RefSeq lists its product as uncharacterized. The record is from RefSeq and is a predicted model, not a curated record. Bases 1 to 5295 code for a protein of 1764 amino acids. Gene Ontology annotation, biological process: DNA integration. The transcript has a single exon. Lineage: Eukaryota; Metazoa; Arthropoda; Insecta; Lepidoptera; Tortricidae. Gene Ontology annotation, molecular function: nucleic acid binding.